CUAGCCGUUACCAUUAAACUGAAAAUCGACAUCAUCUCUCAAGUUUCAGGAGACUUCUCUCUCUCUCUCUCUCUCUCUCUCUCUCUCUCUCUCUCUCUCUCUGCAGAUUCUUCCUGUAACCCUAACAAAGACAGAGUCCUUUAUGGUCGACCAAUUUGUGUCCUUUAAGGGGCUUCAUCUCUUCUUCGAUAUUCUGUAGUAAGAGUACUAGACCUUAGGGUUUGGAGCCUCAUCCCAGAAGCAAAUCUUGAUUUUCCGGCCUUCUUCACAAAUACAUCGCCUCUUCUUUGUUACUCUUCUAUUCGAACUAUCCGAAUUGAGACAAUUAAGACUGAGAAAAGUAAAAGAUGGUUGCGUCAACACCAGCCACACCAGCAUCGAAAAUCAGGAGAAUCGCUUCAUGUACACCCAGGGGUCCAAAGGCUCGGGAGGAAAAUAUACUUGUUACUGUUCGAGUCAGGCCUCUGAGCUCAAGAGAACAGACGGCAUAUGACCUUAUAGCUUGGGACGUCGCAGAUGAACAUACAGUUGUAUCUAGGAAUUUAAAUCAUGAACGGCAUUCGGGACCAUACACGUUUGAUAGAGUUUUUGACCCAACGUGCUCAACUCAUAAGGUUUACACAGAAGGUGCCAGGGAUGUUGCUCUCUCUGCUCUAAAUGGCAUUAAUGCAACAAUUUUUGCAUAUGGGCAGACUAGCAGUGGUAAGACAUUUACCAUGAGAGGAAUAACUGAAAAUGCUGUCAAAGACAUCUAUGAUCACAUCAGGAAUAAUCCUGAGAGGGACUUCAUUCUAAAACUUUCUGCUCUGGAAAUCUAUAACGAAACUGUAGUUGACCUCUUAAAUCGCGAAUCUGGCCCUCUUCGGCUUCUGGAUGAUCCUGAGAAAGGGACGAUUGUGGAGAAGCUAAUGGAAGAGGUUGUUAAUGAUGGCCAACAUUUAAAUCAGUUAAUUGGUAUUUGUGAAGCUCAAAGACAAGUUGGAGAAACUGCUCUAAAUGAUAAAAGCUCAAGAUCACAUCAGAUAAUUAGACUGACUAUAGAGAGUAGCCUGCGAGAAAACUUGGGCUGCGUACAAUCUUUUUUAGCAAGUCUGAAUCUUGUGGACCUAGCAGGGAGUGAACGUGCCUCUCAAACAAAUGCAGAUGGAACUAGGUUGAAGGAAGGGAGCCAUAUUAACCGCAGCUUAUUGACCUUGACAACCGUGAUUAGAAAGUUAAGUGGUGGAAAGAGGAACAAUCACAUACCUUACAGAGACUCGAAACUCACGAGAAUAUUGCAGACUUCACUUGGAGGAAAUGCUCGAACAGCAAUUAUAUGUACUAUGAGUCCUGCCUUAAGCCAUGUGGAACAAUCACGGAAUACUCUCUCAUUUGCUACUAGUGCAAAAGAAGUAACAAACAAUGCCCAAGUAAACAUGGUUGUUGCAGACAAGAAAUUGGUGAAGCAUUUGCAAAAGGAAGUUGCCAGACUUGAAGCAGAGCUCCGGAGUCCAGAGCCUUCUUCCUCUUCAUGUGUGGAGACAUUGCUGAUGGAAAAGGACUUGAAAAUCCAGCAGAUGGAGAGGGAGGUGAAAGAGCUGAAGCACCAACUUGAACUUGAAAGAAGUGCAAACAAUAAUCCAAAGGGGUUAAACCUAGAUAGCCAGUCUCGUAAAGUAUCAAAGUGUCUUUUUUCUUCUGUUGAGAAUGAGAGUACAUCUCUAGUCCAAUCUCGCAAAAGAAAGGCACUUGGAAGGAAGACGGCAGUGAGGCAGUCUGCUACUUCUGCGGAUCCAUCAAUGCUUGUCCAUGAAAUCCGAAAGCUUGAGAUGCUGCAGAAGCAGCUAGGUGAAGAAGCUAAUCGAGCACUUGAAGUUCUUCAAAAGGAGUUUUCAUCAAAUAAGCUGGGUAGUCAAGAUGCAUCUGAAACGAUAGAAAAGCUUCUGUCAGAGAUAAAGGAUAUGCGAGCAGUUGCUUCUCUUCCGGAACAGUUUGAUUUUAGAGAUAAAGCCAGUUUGAAGGAAGAGAUAAACCGGUUGAAUACUCAAGGAAGCAGUAUUGCUUCUUUAGAGGAGAAGCUUGAGAACGUCCAGCAGUCAAUAGACAAGCUGGUCAUGUAUUUGCCAAGUAGUGAGGAUAGUUCAGACUCCAAGAACCAAUUGAAGAAGAAAAAAAUUCUCCCUUUCACCUUAAGCAAUUCCGCCAACAUGCCGAAUCUCAUACGGUCUCCAUGCACUCCUUUAUCCUCCUCUCGCAAAUUAAUGGAACAUGAUAGCGAGAACAGGGCCCCAGAAAAUAGUUAUGGUGCCUCUGGAGGGGAUACAUUGCGGGGGAAUAAACUGACUCCAACAAAGAAAGAUGUGAAUAAUAACCAUGUAUCCUCGAAGGAUGGUACUCCUGCACCACGGCAAUCCAACACAGUCAAUGUGAAGAAAAUGCAAAAGAUGUUUAAGACAGCUGCCGAGGAGAACAUUCGAAACAUCAAAGCUUAUGUCACUGAGCUGAAAGAACGGGUGGCAAAGCUACAAUACCAGAAACAGCUUCUGGUUUGUCAGGUGUUGGAGCUGGAGGCAAAUGAUGUUAUGAAUGAGGAGACAGAUUCAGUUGAUCAAUCUCCCAUGUCAUGGCCUUUGAUGUUUGAGGAUCAAAGACAGCAAAUCAUUAUGCUGUGGCAUUUGUGUCAUGUUUCGAUAGUACAUCGCACACAGUUUUACUUGUUAUUCCGAGGAGACCCUGCUGAUCAGAUAUACAUGGAAGUUGAGCUUAGAAGGUUGACAUGGUUGGAACAGCAAUUGGCAGAAGUUGGCAAUGCAAGCCCCGCCCUCUUAGGUGAUGAACCUGCGGGCUCUGUUGCAUCAAGUGUCAGGGCUUUGAAGCAGGAAAGAGAAUAUCUAGCGAAGAGGGUAAGUUCAAAAUUAACACCGGAAGAAAGAGAGAUGCUGUACAUGAAAUGGGAUAUUCCACCGGAAGGAAAACAAAGGAGGAGGCUGCAACUGGUGAACAAAUUGUGGACAGAUCCUCUUAACAUGCAACAUGUACGAGAGAGUGCUGAAAUUGUUGCAAAGCUUGUUGGAUUUUGCGAAUCUGGUGAACACGUUUCCAAGGAGAUGUUUCAACUUAAUUUUGUAUCUCCUUCUGACAAAAGGCCAUGGAUGGGCUGGAAUUUGAUAUCAAAUCUCUUGCAUUUGUAAGAAACACAUGUAGUUGUUAUUCAUUCUAGUUACUGACCUUUUCAA
Molecule: messenger RNA, 3215 nt
Organism: Rhododendron vialii
Lineage: Eukaryota; Viridiplantae; Streptophyta; Magnoliopsida; Ericales; Ericaceae
Product: kinesin-like protein NACK2
Exons: 15
Coding region: 348-3170 (940 amino acids)
Biological process (GO): microtubule-based movement
Molecular function (GO): microtubule binding; microtubule motor activity; ATP binding
Source: RefSeq, a predicted model, not a curated record